This is a messenger RNA of Menidia menidia (Atlantic silverside), 603 nucleotides long. Lineage: Eukaryota; Metazoa; Chordata; Actinopteri; Atheriniformes; Atherinopsidae. The record is from the annotation of a GenBank genome assembly.
AUGGGGAAUGGACUCUCCGAGCAGCCUGGCUUCCUCUCAAGCGUCUCGUUCUUCCAGUCCUUUCACAUCGCCAUCCUCGGACUCGACUCUGCCGGGAAGACGACCGUCCUGUACCGGCUGCAGUUUAACGAAUUCGUCAACACCGUGCCCACCAAGGGCUUCAAUGCGGAGAAAGUCAAAGUAUCCCUGGGUGGCAACCGGACCGUGACCUUCCACUUUUGGGACGUGGGCGGUCAGGAGAAGCUGCGGCCGCUGUGGAAGUCGUACACGCGCUGCACCGACGGCAUAAUUUUCGUGGUGGACUCCGUGGACGCCGAGCGCAUGGAGGAGGCCAAGACCGAGCUCCACAAGAUAGCCAAGACCUCCGAGAACCAGGGGGUGCCGCUGCUGGUGGUGGCCAACAAGCAGGACCUGAGGAACUCCCUGGGACUAAGUGACAUCGAAAAGCUGCUGGCGCUGAAGGAGCUGGGCCCGGCCACGCCCUGGCACCUGCAGCCGUCCUGCGCCAUCAUAGGGGACGGACUCAGCGACGGCCUGGACAAACUCCACGACAUGAUCCUGAAGAGGAGGAAGGUGCUGCGGCAGCAGAGGAGAAAGAGAUAA